AAUUAUAUUUAAUCAUUCCCGUUUAUAACCAUAAUGAGGAUUAUCUUCUUAGAUAUUUAAUUAUGUAUUAUCGUACAAAAAAUAUGUACCAUAAAACUGAAGGUUGAACAUUUGAUAUAUAUUUUUUGUUAUUGUGAGUAAUUGUUAUUAAAAUAAUGCUAUAUAUUAAUAAAUAUUUUAUUGCUGUGUAGUCAUUUUAUUAAAGAAGAUAGAGCCUUGUUUUGAUACCAGAUGUAAACAAUGAAUUGUUAGAAAUGACUGCAUAAUAGAUGUUUUUUAACACUGCAUAAAAAUCCUUUAAUCAAACGUAAAAUCAUAUCAAGAGUUAUUUUAAUGGAUAACUAUUAUGAAGUGUUGGGUUUGAAAAAUACAUGUUCAAAUUAUGAAGUAUUAACAGCGUUUAAAAAAAUUAUACUUAAAUAUGACAUAAUUAAAUUAAACAAUGAAGUGUCGUCUCAAAUGAAAUAUGCCUUUGAAGCUUUUGAUGUCUUGAGUGAUCCUCAAUGGCGAGAACUCUACGAUCAGUAUGGUGAAAAUAUAAAAUCAGGUGUUAUUUCCGAUAUAACCAAUAAUAUAAUACGAUACGCUUAUCAUGGAGACAUAAUUAUGACUUAUAAAUCUGUUUUUGGGUCCCAAAAUCCAUUUACACAUGUUGUGUCAAUGUUAUUUUCAAUAAAUAACCCAAUAAGCCAUAGUGAGAAUUUAGAGACUAUAAAGAAUCAAACUAAACAGUUUCCAUUAAGAUUAACUCUAGAAGAAGUAUAUUUUGGAACAUUAAAAAAAGUUUGUAUUGAGUUGAACGACCGCAAACAAAAAUUGAUAGAUGUUCAAAUACCACGUGGAAUACCUGCUAAUAGUAAAAUAGUAAAAGAUAUUGGAAAUGGAUCCAUAAUAACUUUUAUUAUCGAAGACUUACCCCACAAAGUUUAUUCGCGAAACGGGAUGGACUUAAUCAGAACGAUUGACGUAUCCAUUAAAGAUGUAUUGUGUGGCAAGCAAUUUAUUUUAAAGACAUUGGAUCAUAAGAUGUUACGUGUUAAUAUAAAUCAGCUUAUUUUCCCAUCUUUUGAAAAAAUAGUUCACGGUCAAGGAAUGCCAGGGUACCAUGCAAAAGAUAAAGAAAAGGGAAAUAUUAUAUUGAAAUUUAGAUUGAAUACUCCACAAUAUCUAUCAUCGAAAAUGAUCAAGAUGCUUUUAGAAAAUAUUUCAAACGUUGGAUUAAGCUAGUACAAUCUAAUCCCUACAUUAAAUUCGUUAAUUUUAUCAUUUUAUAAAUGAUAAUUCACAAAUUAAAGUAAACAUUGAAUUAUA
Messenger RNA from Daktulosphaira vitifoliae (grape phylloxera), 1311 nucleotides. RefSeq lists its product as uncharacterized. The record is from RefSeq and is a predicted model, not a curated record. The coding region runs from base 334 to 1227 and encodes 297 amino acids. Lineage: Eukaryota; Metazoa; Arthropoda; Insecta; Hemiptera; Phylloxeridae. The transcript is spliced from 7 exons. Gene Ontology annotation, molecular function: protein-folding chaperone binding. Gene Ontology annotation, cellular component: cytosol.